Heteronotia binoei (common prickly gecko) is the source of this 757-nucleotide messenger RNA. RefSeq names its product anomalous homeobox (gene ANHX). The record is from RefSeq and is a predicted model, not a curated record. Gene Ontology annotation, molecular function: RNA polymerase II cis-regulatory region sequence-specific DNA binding; DNA-binding transcription factor activity, RNA polymerase II-specific. The transcript has 5 exons. Lineage: Eukaryota; Metazoa; Chordata; Lepidosauria; Squamata; Gekkonidae. The coding region runs from base 23 to 757 and encodes 244 amino acids. Gene Ontology annotation, biological process: regulation of transcription by RNA polymerase II. Gene Ontology annotation, cellular component: nucleus; transcription regulator complex.
AGGCAACUCCUGGGCUAAAAAGAUGAAGCGGUUCUUGGCUCUGCUUAAGAGGAAUGACUGUGAAGAUUCUCCCCAGACCAAGCUGCUGGAUGAAGCAGGAAGGCUAUGUCAGAACUUCCAGCACUCUUCUCGCAGGAUAGUCCAUCUGGAGAAGCUGGUGAAGGCUAUGAAACAGGGAAGACAUUGGGAAUUCCUCCUCACUAAUAUCCAUGUAGUCCGGGCUUCUGUACUUGUUCACAUCCACAGCAGUCAGUACAAUUUGGCUUGCAAACUUCUAGAGGGCUGCAGAGCAAUAGAGAAAGAGGAACUGGUCCAGCUUUGGAAUGAGAUCCACUAUCACAAAGCUAUGGAGAAAUGGCACAAACAGUCUUUGACACCUGUCCAGAAAUUCCGGUGUAGGCAAAGGAAUCCUCCACCAGCCUCUUUCUGUCCUGAGGGAGUGAAAAACCGGAAUUACCCAAAGGAGGUACGCCAAAUACUGCAGAGGUUUGCAGUGGAGAUGACAAGUAAACCAAGCAGAGAGCAAAGGGAAGGUUUGGCCCGUGCAACAAACCGGAAACCCCAACACAUCUAUAACUGGUUUGCUAAUUAUCGCCGUCGUCAGAAAUCCAGGUCCAAUCAACCCAAACAACCUGCCCAGUUGGUGGGUCUCAAAGAUAUAGCUCACCCAGAGAAAUCUCAAGCAGAAAGGACAGAAGGACAGAAAGGCCCUACACAGAACACAGGUCAGCCUUCGUUUUGUUACCAAGUUGAGUGA